Messenger RNA from Sinocyclocheilus grahami, 1898 nucleotides. RefSeq names its product tripartite motif-containing protein 16-like protein. Gene Ontology annotation, molecular function: protein binding. Bases 172 to 1653 code for a protein of 493 amino acids. The transcript has 7 exons. The record is from RefSeq and is a predicted model, not a curated record. Lineage: Eukaryota; Metazoa; Chordata; Actinopteri; Cypriniformes; Cyprinidae.
UAAGCAGCUGGAACCAGAAGAGUUGAAUUCCUUAAGCUUCGCAUUCUAGACACACCUAUUUUGCACAAGUCUCGUUAACCAGGAAACUGUUUCAUUCGCUCAGAGAAAGUGAAAGUUAAGUGCUGUUGAGCUGCUGUAUUUGUCUCUUGAUCUGUGUGUAAACAAAUUGAAAUGGCAGAAACCAGUUUUUCUCAGGAUCAGUUCAGCUGUGCAGUGUGUCUGGAUCUCCUGAAGGAUCCAGUGGCCAUUCCCUGUGGACACAGUUACUGUAUGAGCUGUAUUACAAGCUACUGGGAUCAGGAGGAUCAGAAGGGAGUCUACAGCUGCCCUCAAUGCAGACAGACCUUCACUCCAAGACCUGCUUUAAAUAAAAACAUCAUGCUGGCUGAAGUGGUGGAGCAACUGAAGAAGACUGAACUCCAGGCUGGACCUGAAGAUGUGGAGUCUGACGUCUGUACUCGAAGAAAACGCAAAUCUGUCAAGUCCCGUCAGAUGAGUUUGAAAGAGCGACAGAGAAAGUUUCAGCAGAGGGAGAAAGAUCUUGAGCUGAGAGAGGCUGUGGAGUCGCAUAAAGUGGUUUUGGAAGAGAGAAAGAGAACAUUCCAGCAGAGGAUCCAGCAGAGGCAGAAAGAUCUUGAGGAGCUGAGAGAGGCUGUGGAGUCUCACGAGCACUCUGCACAGACAGCAGUGGAGGACAGUGAGAGGAUCUUCAUAGAGCUCAUCCGCUCCAUUGAAAGAAGCCGCUCUGAGGUGACACAGAUGAUCAGAGAACGGGAAAGGGCUGCAGUGAGUCGAGCUGAAGGACUCAUGUAUCGACUGGAGCAGGAGAUUGAUGAUCUGAAGAGGAGACACGCUGAGCUUGAGCAGAUUUCACAUAUACAUGGUCACACCAAGUUCCUCAAGAGUUUCCAGUCUCUCGCUGUAUCUCCUGAAUCUGGAGAUGAACCCAACAUCACUCUCAGCUCUCUCCUCUCUUUUGAUGAUGUGGGAAAGUCCCUCUAUCAACUGAAAGAAAAACUGGAGGAUUUCUGUCGAGAGGAGAUAGAAAAGAUAUCUGGCAGAGUAUCAUAUGUUGAAAUUAUCCCCACCAAUGAACCCAAGAUCAGGGAGGAUUUCCUACAAUAUUCCAGUCGGUUCACUCUGGAUCCAAACACAGUGAAUAAACACCUCUGUCUGUCUGAGAGGAACAGAGUGGUUACCUUCACCGCCGGAGUCCAGCAGUAUCCUGAUCAUCCAGACAGAUUUCAUUAUUAUCCUCAAGUGUUGUGUAGAGAGAGUGUAUGCGGGCGCUGCUACUGGGAGCUUGAGUGGAGUGGGAGUGGAUUUGUGUGUAUAUCAGUGUCUUAUAUAUACAUCAACAGGAAGGGACGGAGAAAUGAGUGUGUGUUUGGAUAUAAUGAUCAGUCCUGGAGUUUGAUCUGCUCUACCUCCAGAUGCUCUUUUAGUCACAAUGACAAUCAUACUGAACUCCCUGAACUCUUCAGCUGCAGCAGAAUAGGAGUGUAUGUGGAUCACAGUGCAGGAACUCUGUCCUUCUACAGCGUCUCUGACACAAUGAGCCUCAUCCACACAGUCCAGACCACAUUCACUCAGCCGCUCUAUCCUGGGUUUGCGGUUAUUAAUGGGUCAGCAGUAAAACUCUGUGAUCUAUAGAUUAUAGAGAGCUGGCUGUAAAUAUUACUGCAAUGUGAAUUUGAGCUGCAAAUCAGGAACAGUGAAAUGAAGCUUAUUUACAAAACCAUGCAAUUACAGAAAAAAAACAGCAGUUAUACAAUAAGAUUGUAAAAGCUUAAAGCAUUAAGAACUUAAAAAUGGUUUAGAACAACAUGUUGGUAAAUGUCUUUGGAAUUAAACACAUUGUGUACAUGGCAAAAUAAUUUAAAUGAUUACCUAACUAU